Molecule: messenger RNA, 8414 nt
Organism: Pocillopora meandrina
Lineage: Eukaryota; Metazoa; Cnidaria; Anthozoa; Scleractinia; Pocilloporidae
Source: the annotation of a GenBank genome assembly
AUGACCCGUAUUGUUGUUUGCGUAUCCAGCGCUGUUGGCGAAACAUGCAUUGCAGCCUCGCUUCUCCACUUAAUGUUAAUGAGCGGGGAACGUUAUUUAGCAAUCAAACACCCCUUCGCCUACGAAAAUGGCCUUGUAACUGAAGCCCGUAUUAUCAUGGCAUCUGGUAUGGCGUGGAUGUGCGCAGCGAUUGUCUAUGGCAUCAAAACCAGCAUCCUUCGAGAAAUAGGUGUUUUCUUUAUCUCAGCCGUUAUCUCCACUGUCGUUUAUUGUCAUGUUGUCAUAUACAAAGAAGUUCGUCGCAACACACAGCAAAUCAUCGCUAACCAAGUUUCUUUAGCAGUGAAGGAAAAGUUACUCAACAAUAAGAGAGCUUUUAACACAACUGUCGUGAUAGUUUUGACACUUUUCCUUUGUUAUAUUCCGACUUGCAUUUGGUUGAUUGUUUUCAUUUUCUUGGAUGGAGAAAAAUCCUUUGACGUAGGACAUAUCGCUUACUUCCCCAUUACAUUUCUGGUAUUGCUAAAUUCUUCGAUAAACCCACUCAUCUACACUGCAAGAAUCAGACACUUUCGCGUAGCUUUCUUUCAGAUGUUAACAAGAAAAACUUUUGCUCGAGGUGAGGAACUUGAACACAAGAUGUUUGGAGCAAAUCGUGUGGGAGUUGCAUGAACUGAUACACAAGCGAAAAUACGAGAGGAGUGAGAAGGAAAGAGAAAUUAAGAGAAUCAAUGGAAGUUUAUUGAUCUCUCCAUUGAAACGAGAGAAACAAAAAACUGAAUGAAAUUUGAUACUGAAAAACCUUUGCCAGAGGUCUUUUUCUGGACGUAGCCAGGACAUUUCAAAGGAAGGGGGAGGGUCACACUGUGUCAAAUAGAGGGUACUCACCAGAUUGUCAUGUCAACCUCCAUGCCGUGCCGAGUUACGUCCUUGCUAUCCAAUUGAAACCUUACACAUGUGGUUUUACUCGUAUGAAAACUUAGGUGUUCGGAAAGGUUAACUUAUUAUCGUCAGAAUUUUUAAGAAAAAUGUAGAUAUAAUUUUUUUGCUCGCCAAAUUUAUUAUUUGUUAGAAUUUUUGAUAAAGUGUUUCUAAGUUUUCUCCGGAAUUAAAAACAUCGCACUCAGCUCUUGUUUCUAGGAACAAAAGCCAACAUCAAGACAACUUUCCACUUAAUUAUCUACGUAGAUCAUCUUAGAUUGUCGGCUAAGUUCUGAGUAUGCAUUUAAACAUACAAUUCAACGUUUUCGUCAAAGAAAAGAAAUUCAUUGGUAUCGUAAGUAAUGUCAAGUAUGUUAAGUAAUGUUAGUUUUGUAAAUAUUGAAAAAGGAAAACAAAGAUGAUGUUAUCAUUAAAUUAAAAAAGCUAUUGGCUUCAUUGUAGUCAUGCAACAAAAUUCCGGUUAAGUGAGAGACAAGGGGAGAAUCCUUCAGUUCAUAGUGUGCCAAUAAAGAAUCAACGUAUAUAUGGCCAUAUAUAAACUUCAUCACCUUUUCUUGUGGUUACGAGUUUAUUCCUGUAAAUCACACAAAUAUCUUAUCUUGCGUAUACACUUAAGUAUCCAUUAAAACUGAUUUAAAAGAAGUUUAGAGGCCAACCUACCAAUACUUCUCAGAUCGCCAACUUUAUGUAUUAAUUGAUACAACGCAAGCUCUUUGAAAAAGCAGUUAAAUUGCAGUAUUGUAAGAAAAAGGACAUCAAUUGACGCGCAAGAAUGAAAGUAACGCUAAAUCGUCAAAAUCGACACGAAAAACAUUUCAGUGACUAGUUAUGUUCACAAACGUCUUUCUGCUCAGUUCAGAAACAUUUUCACCUGCGUUUAUUCUGCGUUCAACAUUAUCAACAUUUUCCAAUACCUUCACUUGCCCCCUUGCAAUUUUGCCAAACAUAGUGGUGAUAGUCGCCGUAAAAACAAAGCGACAACCCCCCUCCAAAUCAAGCGUCCCGCUCGCUUGUUUGGCUGCAACACUUUUUGCUGCGGGACUGAUUUUUUCAACUUACGGGUACCAGAGUGAAAAGUAGAUAACACCAAGGCGAGCUGAAAUGACGAGCUUCGAACCACGUGUGCACGAAGAAAGUGAAGUAGAAAAAUGGUUGUUUGACUAAGACCCUGACUGAAGACUCUUCGCUCGUUACUUUCCUCUACUAAUGAUCUUCUCUGUUACUCUCAAAUAAUGUUGAAGCGUAAGCGCAAGUCAUAAACUCCCGUAACGCAAAACUUCCUUUUUAAUUAUUCUUAUUAAUAUAAUUAAUGGUCUUGAUAUCAACAGGCAAGUCAAGAAUUUAAAGAAAGCGACAAAACUUUUAAGUCUGUAAUACAUUUUUCGACAGAAGCUUCUGUCAUCUUCAUUUAAUUAAUGUACAAAGCGUUGGAAGUUGAAUUAUAUAGUAAGUAGAACAAUGCAGGGCAUGAAAUUAAUUUUUUUUUCUAAUAGCCACUUGGCUCCUAAAGUUUUCAAAGUGGUAGCCAAUGCAAAAAAAGUUGGUCGCCAUUUUUAAAGAAAAACAAAGCUUUUUUUUUUAACGCUGUCAGCGUUUAAGAUAGACCCUCCAAAAUUAAGUUCUGCAAAGUGGACACUAGGAUAGGUGAUAUACAACGUUCGAGUUCACCUAAAUCCAAGAUGGCGUCUAAUUAUCGAUCGAGAUGCGUGUGCUGCGUUUUGGAAAUUAAACAAACUUAACAAGGACGUUUCUCUGAAAAUCUUUCAAAUUCUCUAUACCUCUAAGUAUGGUUAUGAUGAAGCAUUCUAGUCGCCAAUUUGGCGACUCCUUUUCAGGAUUUGGUAUCCUGUAUCAGCCUGUAUUAGGCGCAAUUUCACGCCCUGCAAUGCUAAUUAUGAUAAAUAGUGACAACAAGAAAAGAGGUAAAGCAUGAAAGUGUGACAAUUAAAAGGAUAGUUUUAGAUUCACAUGGUGUAAUUGUUGUUGUAAGGAUGGUUGUUCUCUUUGAAUAUGAAUAGCCUCUUUUAUCUUGGGUUGAAAACCGGUAGAGGCAUGGAAGUUAUCUGCUGAACACAAAGCGCGACAAUGUGCAAAACCUUUCAGACGCUUGAAAAUGUGAGAGGCCCUGUCACUGACUAAGUGCUCUCUAACAAGUAUGCAAAAUGUCAGCAGGUUUCAUCAACGUAACAGGCAUUACAGCCAGCACCUACAAACUUAUAAACCACACGUGAACGGAGCCCGUCAGGGACAGGGUCUUUCACACCAAACAAGUAGCUGAUCUUGAAGGAAGAGAAAACCAGCGUAAUAUCCAAGUCAUUGCAAUAGCGCUUAAUAAAAUGGCGGAUCUUUUUUUUUAGUGAUAGCAGAAAAGUGGCCCAUGUAGGGUAGCUUAAAGUAAAACGUAGGUGAAGUGGUGAGAAGGGAACCCCGGGAUGAUGAUUGCUUUGGGUCCCAGUGAUGUAACGGUUAAUAUAAUUAAUAUUAUCAUUAUUUGUUUUCUUUCUCCUAUACACCGUACGUAAGACAAAAAUGAACAGCAGACCCCUUUGAGUUCCCUAAGCGGGUAAUACGCUCUACGGAACAUAAGGAACUCAACACAUUCCAAUUUCUAAUUGGUUUAUCUAAUCUUCACUUCGUUCUUGGAAUAAAAGAAAUCAAGAACACAAACAAAUUUCUCACCAUUAGCCUCUGAGGUUGUGUGAAUAACCAUGGAAUUGAAAAAGAAAUGGCACAAUGUCCCCGUGCCUCAAGUGCCUCAGUUUUUCCAAAGAUCCAGGCUGUCGGCUGGGCUAAUCUUUCGGUAUUAGGAAUUGCUUUGGACGUUUCCAGUUUUCCACGCGAUUCCGUCCGUGAGCUCGACAAGUGACAUCUCAUCGAGCCUAAUUUUCAAAGGAGUUCCAGAAUCUGUCUUGCUCUAAAAAAUUCUUGGCUGAGCCGUCGUUUCUACGCCAAGACCUCUUGUAGAAGGCGCUCCAUCCUGAUAAAAAAAAGUACAAUAAUGUCUUUUAGUCCCUCAGGAGACAAAUAAAGACCCUGUGUGCUUGGAAUCAAACCAAUUACCACCGCAUUGCCAAUCCCUUCUUCUCCAUUGGACACAGCAUGUUUCCUUUCCACCUCUUUAGCAACAUUUCAAGCUGCCUCGGUGUCUUGAGUGGGUGCUUCAUGCCGAUGAAAAUGCGGCGAAAAAGACGCCUUAAUAUUUUUAAACCACAGUUUCUUUGGCCUUUGCCUUUGCUAUUAUUGGCUAAACAAGACUGUUCUGAAGCAAAACAAUCAAGUCAAAAUGAGCCAUCAAACUACCGCUUCCACACAAUAGUUGUAUGAGCUGUGCUUUAUAUAAGUUCAAAUUUAUCUGCAGGACUCUACAGGCAUGAAAAGUAGGUCAAUGGAAAAAUGGAUCUCGUGAUAAUAAUAAUGAUAUAGCACUAUCUGCGAAGGAAUACAAAUAAUAGCUAUUAUCAGAAAAAUGCCUCCUGAUUUUGAACUUGUCCUGAAUCGAUGGCACAAAAUAUCCAGCUCUACUUGUACGUCUGUCAAAUCCAUUCCUGUUUCAAACAGCCCAAAAAAUUGUUCACACAAAAAUUUAAUUGUUUACACAAAAAUUUAAAUCACAGAAGCCCCGAAGGAAGUUCACCUACAUCUUCGAUUAUUUAUUAAGAGUUAUUAAAAUAAACCUAUCCCACUUUGGAUUCCACUUCCGGCCAAAAAAGAAACAUUGACCUCUGUUUACUGAGACCAAGAAUUAAAGGAUAAUAACACCUGGCUAAUCGGAUAAUAUCCAACCUUUGUCAUAUAUUAGAUUAGACAGGAAAAACGAGAAUUCUACGGUUUGUAACCCAACAAAUAUACGGAUAGACUUUUUACAGGCUCGUCUUAUUAAUUCGAUUUUGGAACUCCGAAAGAAAAAAAAAACAGCCUUUUCCAGCAUAAAAUUAAUUUAAAAGGCGCAAAUUGCUCUUUUUUCGAAGAAUAAUCGCUUACAUUGAGACAAUUUUCCACUUAUCUACUAAGAUCAUCUUGAAUUGUCGGCCAAGUUCUGCAUACGCAUUAAAACAUUCAAUACAACUUCUUACUCACAGAGAAGAAAUCAAUAACAACCGUUAUUACGAAUCAAGACUGUAAAGAAACAACGUGCCAUAAACUACAUCACCCUUUUAAACUCGUGAAUUGCGCGCAUGCGCAAGAGCGAGUUGUAGAUACGAUGAGGGAAUAGCACUCGCUCGCUCGAUUGGUCGAUUCCUGUAAACUUUUUUUCGAUUUUAGGCUUUUGAGUGCAUUUGAUAGUUUUUGGCGAGCAAUAAACAAACGAAAUGGCGACCUUUGUUGCUAAGAAUAGUGGUGGGGUGACAAAGAAGCCAAUGAUAAUCUUAAAAUUUUUUUUUUUUUCGUUUUAGUUUCAACAAGCGGCGCCAGCGACUAGCAGGCAUGCAAGGAUUCACACUGAAAUAACAGAAAAACCUUCGUUUUUCAUAAAAUUGCAAUUUACAAUCCUUCAACUUGAAAAUAAUCCGACGAUUCAUUGUCCUCGUUGGGAUUGAGGACAAAAUCGAUCAUUACGUUUCGUAUCGUGUGUUUUUCCUGUGAGAAACAACAGAAGAGCCGGCGACUAACGAAAUUACAAGUUAACACGAAAAUCAAAUAACACCUAAACAAACAAUUUUAGCUACCGAUUUUCAGUGAAUUUUUAAAGAACAAUUUUCUUUUAAGUUUCAAGACAAUUUGAAGAUUCAAAAUACUAAAAUGCGAAAGUUAUAAGCCACAAAAUUGAUAAAUAGGCCUGAAAUGAAAUUCUAUCUUGUUAUUGAUGAUACGUUGCCUAGCACGUGACUAAAAUCUACCAGGGCGGAGAUCCAAAAUGACGGUCGCAGUCUUGGCUUAGUUAUAUCACUCAAAACUCCUUCCCGUUUGUCUUAUUUGAUAGAGAGGGAAUCGUUAAUGUUUUCAUUAAGAAAGUAUUGCCUUGAUUUUCUAAUAUUUAUAAUGAUAGACAGUAAAUUUCACUUUUCACCCACAUUUACUUCCAACCUUUUCUUUUGAACCAGAAACAGAAAUGAUAUACGUUUAAAACACAUUACAUCAUCCACCCUUGUCAAUACAAUAGCAUGAUCAUUUCAAUUGUAAUGCCUUCUUAUCCCGACGUUACUUUGUUUCUUUGCUACAUUAGCGAACACUGAACUACUGCUCGUACUCUGGAUAUGACAAUCAACCACAAAAUUCCCUAAACCAGAUAACAUCAAACAUAAUCCAAAAAAUCAUAUGUCAAUUCACGAGUUUGCUCACCGAGCACUUUGAUUUGUUUCCUUUGUGUGCGACACAGGCAAAUUGUAACAAUACGCCUAAGCGCUGCUCACUCUAUUUUUCUGCUGCUUAGACAUACUUGUGAAACCCAAACAGGUGAAAAGCAUUAUCCUUAAUGGCAUCCUGAGUUUCAGUUUGGACUCAAUGAAGCUAUUACCAGUGUUGCCCUAAGAUUUCUUGGUUGUUCUACUUAACAGGAUCAUCCCUCCGUCCCUAUGGCUUACGUAGCCUUAUUUCUAUUUUUGCUUUAUUAGAUCUUUUAACCUCUCUGCUUACACUGACGACAGUUUCGUUGGUAAUCGUUUCUCAAUCAAUUGGAUGACUUUAUUUACAUUCACUGUAUUUCUCGAUUGACAACAAUACACGUUGAAAAUGAAUUAAUCAAAAAGGCCUUCCGAGAGGAAAUCAGAAUGAAAUUACCAUUAAGUUGUUAGUUUUUGGCCCUCAAAGGCCAUCCCUUUUGAAUGCAUCAUUUUAUUAGCAAGCUUUUUGUCCUGAAUUCUCAUUCAAAUCGUUCAGAGAAAGCACAGGCUAGUUUUAGAGUGUUGCAAAGAAUUGAGGCCAAUAUCCGGAAUACUUUUCCACCCAUCUAUUCAGAUCUUUUGGGAUUGUUUCUUUUCCAGUUUUCCGCACAUACAUUCAAACAAACGCCGACACUAUAUCACCUUUCUCACAAAUAAAUCUUCUGAAUUUUAUUCUGCGUUGGCAGUAAGAGCUGCUUUGAACAUCUUCACCUGUCCUCUUGCCAUUCUCCUGAUUAUUAUUAUAUCAUAGCAAUCGAGAAAUUAUCGACUGCAAAAAUACACAUUGAAAAUGAAUUAAUCAUGUAAGGGUUUUCGAGAGGAAAGAAAAAUGAAAUUACCAUCCAGUUUUCAAUUUCAUGUUUAGCUCUGAAAAGCCCCUUCCUAACUGCGUCAAUUUUUUUGGGAAGCUUUUCCCCUGCACUUUCUAUGAAAUAAUCUAAAUAAAGCAAAUUGCCCUUGGAUUGUUACGAAGAGCAAAAGCCAACAUUCAAGUACUUUUCCACUCAACUUCUCAGCCUUCCGCCCAUACAUUAAAACAGACAAUACACUUGUGCUGAAGUGAAAAUCAAACAACAAUAGUAAGUUGUUUCGUUGUUGUCAUGCGCCAUAAAACACAGUUAAGUGAGAGACAUGGAAAGAUUUGUUCCACUCCACAUGCCGCUAUAAAGAAUCAACAUGCUUAACACUAAAUCACCUUUUGAUCCUUUCGAAUUUAUUUCAAAAAAACGCGCAAAUAUCACUUCUGGCGUUUAUUCUGUGUUAGCAAUAACCGCUGCUUUGAAUAUCUUCACUUGUCCUCUCGCAAUUUUACUGAAUGGUCUGGUGAUUGUUGCCGUUAAAACAAAGCGAUAUCUUCGCACAAAAUCGAAUAUCUCGCUGGCUUGCUUGGCCACAACAGAUUUUGCUGUGGGACUGAUUGUUCAACCGUUUGUCGUAACCAAUUUCAGCUUGUUUUUCACAGGUAGCAGCCUUCAAACCAUGAUCUCUACUUCUGUUUGGGUAUUCAGCGUUGUUGGCCAAACAUGCAUUGCAGCUUCGACUCUCCACUUGUUGUUAAUGAGCGGGGAACGUUAUUUAGCAAUCAAACACCCCUUCGCCUACGAAAAUGGCCUUGUAACUGAAGCUCGUAUUAUCACUGCAUCUGGUUUGGCGUGGAUGUGCGCAGCGAUUGCCUAUGGCAUCAGAGUCAGCAUCCUUCCAGAAAUAAGUUUUGUUUCUAUCUCAGCCGUUAUCUCCGCUGUAGUUUAUUGUCAUGUUGUCAUAUACAAAGAAGUUCGUCGCAACACACAGCAAAUCAUCGCCAACCAAGUUUCUUUAGCAGUGAAGGAAAAGUUACUCAAGAAUAAGAGAGCCUUUAACACAACUGUCGUGAUAGUUUUGACACUUUUCCUUUGUUAUAUUCCGACUUGCGUCUGGCUGAUUGUUUUCAUUUCCUUGAAUGGAGAAAACUCCUCUGACGUAGGAAAAAUCGCUUUCUUCCCUAUUACAUUUUUGCUAUUCCUAAAUUCGUCGAUAAACCCACUCAUAUACACAGCAAGAAUCAGACACUUUCGCGUAGCUUUCUUUCAGAUGUUAACAAGAAAAACUCUUGCUCAAGCUGAGGAACUGGAAAAGAAGAUGUUUGGAGCAAAUCGUGUGGGAGUUGCAUGA